Molecule: messenger RNA, 1434 nt
Organism: Clonostachys solani
Lineage: Eukaryota; Fungi; Ascomycota; Sordariomycetes; Hypocreales; Bionectriaceae
Source: the annotation of a GenBank genome assembly
AUGGACUAUUUGAGACUCAAAGAGGCCACUACGUUGCCGCCCCCUAAAAUGCAAAACGCUCUACUUCGAGCCUAUCUCGAGUACAUCCAUCCCAUGUUGCCCAUGAUCAACUUAGAAGACUUUUUAGAGUCCAUGAGUACGGUCGACGAUACCACGGGGAGAGUAAGCCUAGCCUUCUUUCAAGCCGUCAUGUUUGCAGGGUCAGCCUUCGUCGACAUGCGUGUUUUAAAGAAGGCUGGGUAUCCUACCAGAGCAGAAGCCCGGAAUUCACUUUAUCGAAAGGUUCAGCUUCUGUAUAACUUCGACUACGAAACAGACAGACUAGUCCUUAUACAAAUCCUGUUGUUGAUGUCACUCUGGCAUGAGACACUGGACCGGACAAGAAACGCAGGCCACUGGAUAGAUAUUGCCGUUUCGCAUGCUUAUGCUAUCGGCCUUCAUACAGAUCCUUGGCGUUCCAAACCUCCCAUGUCCAUUACUGGACAAAGACUACGCCGCCGGACAUGGUGGUGUUGUUUCAUCAGAGACAGAUAUAUAUGUCUGGGCGGGGAGCGAGUGCCUCAAAUCAGAGACAGUGACUUCAACGUGCCGAUACUUGAGAUGGCCGAUUUUCAAUCCGAGCACUUACAAGGGAAAAUACCCUCUGCAUCUUAUGCGAUCUGUCCUUACAUUGCAGAUGCAAACAAGAGAGGAAACCUAGCAAAUUUAUGCAUUGACCAGAUAAAGCUUUGCAAGGGCAGUGUCUUCAUUAACGAGUGCCACUACACUAUUACAUCCAAAGAACCAUUGUUGCAUGAGCAAGCACCGAAAAGGUUUCCAGUCAGCGCAGAGACGUUCGCAGACUCCUACAGAAAACUAUUGGAAUGGUACGAUUCCUCGUCUCAAUGCAACGCAACGCAACCCUAUUCUCUUGACUCGACAACUAUGAACUAUGAUAAACACAUCUUCAUCUACCGUGUGAUGCUGCUCAUGGUAUACCACGGCCAGAUUCUCCAGCUCCACCGCCUUCGAUUGGAAGAUCCUCAAACCUCACCAUUCGAAAAACCCCUGUCGCGGAUGCUGGUAAAUCAUUCGGCCCAGAGAAUAUCGAGGUUGGCAAAAACCACACAAGAUCUUGGAAUCAUUGAGUUUCUUCCAGGGACUACAAUCAGCAUCAUUAAAUUGGCACUUGCUAUGGGGCAUAGCGAGACGAAGGAUGUCCUGCAAGCGGUGGCGUCAGAGGAGAAUGAGUGCCAUCGUCAGUGUGCCCGAACAUUAGAGAUUCUCCAAGAGAUUCAUGUCGCCACAGAUUGUAACAAAAGAUUUACGGAUGAUUUGAUCUUUGACAACACAGACCCAGACUUGUACAGGGAUAUUGAGUUGGAUUUUAAUACGUGUGUCGAUGACGAUGCAGAAAACGAAGACCCUGCACACACAUGUAGCCCCUCGGGAUAA